CCGUCCAGUCCCAGAGCUCUGCGACCCUCGCCUGCACCUCCUCUCCCAUUCACCCGCGCUGCGCUGCCAUUGGUCCAAUUUCCUACCGAUCCUCACAAGGCACAAAAGGCGUUGCUCAGUGUGCUUCUUCUCCUGUUGCUUUAUAUAUAUAACAAACCUCCCCCCCCCACUCCCCUCCACCACCCCAAUUAUCCGUCCUUGUUCUCCUGAUGGUGACUCUUCGCUCACUUGCAACGUGUCCUUUAGACUGUUCUCUCCUCUCCAGCGUACACGCGUCUCUCCCGCGAUCCCUCCUCCCUUCUCUUUGCGCUGAUGCCUUGAGAGCUGGCACCUUAUUUCCCCCUUCCUUCUCUCUCUCUCCUUUUUUUGGAUGCCUCGCAACAAUAAUACCGCUGAUGACCAUCCAAGAGGAAGCAGGUGGAGAAUGAAGCAUCCUUUGCCCAGGAGAGCCAUGGCUUAGCUCAAGAAGGAAAAGGCAAGAGAGGCGCAUCGGAAAAGAAAAAUAAUAAACACCACCGCGCGAAAGAGAGAGAAAGAAACGGGGGUCAACAUGAGUUUCCACAAGGAAGACGGGAUGGGCAGCUUGUGCCACAAGGCUCUGCAGAUCAUCUCCGAGCUGUGCCUGGGAGGGCAAGUGGAGUUGGAGAAAUGUUCGGGCAUCUUCCCGCUGGAGACCACCAACCAAGGUAUAAGCAGCGCAGACAUCUCUGUCAGCUUGCUUGCAGUCGUCGUCAGCUUUUGUGGGCUUGCCUUGCUGUUAGUCUCACUUUUUGUCUUCUGGAAGUUGUGCUGGCCGUGCUGGCGGAGCAAGCCGAUGACAUCGAACGCUGCAAGCAUCCCUCAGAGCACCUCCAGCGCUCCCACUGAGUUUCUGGAAGCUAAUGAGAAAAAGGAAAUUAUUAAAGAAACGGGGAAGCCCUCCACGAAAAUCCUUGAGGCGGCAAUGAAAAUUAGCCACACUUCACCUGAUAUUCCAGCAGAGGUCCAGAAUGCUCUGAAGGAACAUCUAAUCAGGCAUGCACGCAUGCAAAGGCAGAUCACCGAGCCAGCAUCCUCAUCAAGGCACAAUUCCUUCAGGAGACAUUUGCCAAGGCAAAUGCAGGUGUCCAGCAUUGAUUUUAACAUGGGGACAGAUCCUGUUUUACAAAGAGGGGAGACAACUACCAGCAUUGGAAGGAUAAAACCGGAACUUUAUAAACAGAAGUCUGUGGAUUCAGAAGGCCAGAAAGAGGAUGUGAAAACAUGUGGGAAACUCAACUUUACCCUUAAGUAUGAUUAUGAAAAUGAGAUGCUUUUGGUUACCAUUGUCAAAGCCUUGGAACUACCAGCUAAAGACUUCACUGGUACAUCAGAUCCCUAUGUGAAAAUCUACCUUCUUCCAGACAGGAAAAAAAAGUUUCAGACACGGGUUCACAGAAAGACGUUAAACCCUGCCUUCAAUGAAACCUUUCAGUUUCCUGUAGCCUAUGAUCAACUUUGCAACAGGAAACUACAUUUCAGUGUAUAUGAUUUUGACAGGUUUUCUAGACACGAUAUGAUUGGAGAAGUCAUUCUGGAUAACUUUUUUGAGGUCUCCGAUCUCUCUAGAGAGGCCACAGUAUGGAAAGACAUCCAUUGUGCCACUGCAGAAAGCAUAGAUUUGGGGGAGAUCAUGUUUUCCCUUUGUUAUUUGCCAACAGCAGGGAGGAUGACCCUCACAGUCAUCAAAUGCAGAAAUCUUAAAGCUAUGGACAUCACUGGCUCAUCAGAUCCAUACGUCAAAGUGUCCCUGAUGUGCGAUGGUCGGCGCCUGAAAAAGAGAAAAACAACUACAAAGAAAAACACUCUCAAUCCAGUAUACAGUGAGGCCAUCGUUUUUGACAUCCCUCCAGAGAAUGUGGACCAAGUCAGCCUCUCCAUCGCUGUUAUGGACUAUGACCGAGUGGGACACAAUGAGGUGAUUGGAGUAUGUAGGGCUGGACUUGACGCUGAAGGCCUUGGAAGAGACCACUGGAAUGAAAUGCUGGCGUACCCCCGCAAGCCAAUAACCCACUGGCAUCCCUUGGUAGAGUUGCCAGGCCGAGCAACCAGUUUUGACAGUCAAGGAUCUUGCUCAUCACCAAAACCACCACUUACACCCUAGCCUGAACAGUGGAUUCUUGAUGACCCGCUUGACAACAAGCU
This is a messenger RNA of Lacerta agilis (Sand lizard), 2163 nucleotides long. It is a transcript of the gene SYT10, whose product is annotated as synaptotagmin 10. The record is from RefSeq and is a predicted model, not a curated record. Gene Ontology annotation, molecular function: syntaxin binding; calcium-dependent phospholipid binding; calcium ion binding. Gene Ontology annotation, cellular component: membrane. Bases 551 to 2122 code for a protein of 523 amino acids. The transcript has 7 exons. Gene Ontology annotation, biological process: cellular response to calcium ion; regulation of calcium ion-dependent exocytosis; calcium-ion regulated exocytosis. NCBI's taxonomy places the organism in Eukaryota, Metazoa, Chordata, Lepidosauria, Squamata, Lacertidae.